Molecule: messenger RNA, 618 nt
Organism: Manis javanica (Malayan pangolin)
Lineage: Eukaryota; Metazoa; Chordata; Mammalia; Pholidota; Manidae
Source: RefSeq, a predicted model, not a curated record
AUGGGCUCUGGGAGGCAGUCUGUGCAGGUCUAUCUGCCCACUGGCCUGGAGCUGCAGCUGCCGCAUGCGGCCACCAUCAAGAUCCGUGAGGCCUUCAAAGUCUUCGACCGUGACGGCAAUGGCUUCAUCUCCAAGCAGGAGCUGGGCACGGCCAUGCGCUCCUUGGGCUACAUGCCCAACGAGGUGGAGCUGGAGGUUAUCAUCCAGCGGCUGGACAUGGACGGUGAUGGCCAAGUGGACUUUGAGGAGUUUGUGACCCUCCUGGGACCCAAGCUUUCCACUUCAGGAAUUCCAGAGAAGUUCCACGGCACUGACUUUGACACCGUCUUCUGGAAGUGUGACAUGCAGAAGCUGACUGUGGACGAGCUGAAACGGCUGCUCUACGACACCUUCUGCGAACACCUGUCCAUGAAGGACAUUGAAAACAUCAUCAUGACAGAAGAGGAGAGCCACCUGGGCACGGCCGAGGAGUGCCCCGUGGACGUGGAGACUUGUUCCAACCAGCAGAUUCGCCAGACAUGUGUGCGCAAGAGUCUGAUCUGCGCCUUCGCCAUCGCCUUCAUCAUUAGCGUCAUGCUCAUCGCAGCCAACCAGGUGCUGCGCAGCGGCAUGAAAUAG